UAAAAAAACGUUGUUCGGUUGUUUCUUUGGACCUAAUUCCGUAGUUUCUGGGACCUAUAAAAGUGGCAUCAGAGAGUCAAUUUUCCCUGUUAAUUCACUCAGUCUUCACCUGAAAAUUGAAAACCCUGUAACAAAAACCCUCUUCCUUCUCCACAUUAACCAUGGCCGCCCAGACCAGGCGAGGCGGAGUUUCCCUACCCGAGAGGCGAUCCGCCUCCAAGCUCGACUCAAGCAUCCUCGCCAGGAUCUCUUCUUCUCCGAUCGUUUCCCGUGGUAAGCAAGCCGCGUGGGACGCCACUUUCGUCUCCAAGAAGCUCCUCCGUAGCACUGGCAAAGCUGCUUGGAUCGCCGGAACAACUUUCUUGAUCUUAGUUGUCCCUUUGAUCAUCGAGAUGGACCGCGAGCAGCAGUUCAACGAGCUUGAGCUACAGCAAGCUAGUCUCCUAGGUGCUCCGCCCACUGCAUCCGCCCUUAAAUAAUCGUAUCGGGUCAUAUCAGUGCUUUUUUUUUGUUUAGCAAUGUUCUUGCCUGUUUUAGUCCAUUUGCCUCCGUGGUUAUUGUAGUAAAACCUUUUCGAUGUAGUUUUAGGGUUUAAAAAAAAUUUGAAGAUUUUGCUUUUUUGGUGUUUAAAGUUUCAAUUUCUUGUUGUGAUAAAGUGCUUGAAAAUUGAGAGUGUUCAUUUUAAGUGAAAUGCACUUGAAUGCUUUGCCGUGAAUCAGUAUUUUUGGAUUACAUUGCAGCAUUUGAGCGUAAAUGGAUGGUAUGGUAUACGUAGAUAAUUGAAGAGUUCGUGCUUCUAUAUAGGAAAUCUUAUAUUUCAGUAGUCGCCCUUUCUAUUAAUUUCAUUACGGUGUUUACUGUUUACCAUUAUCAUUGGUGAAAAAUAGUUGGGACUUGGGAUUUGCAGUAGGGUUAAGAAUUGUUGUAAGCUCACCAAUUCCUUGAUUUGCUUCAACUAGAUCUAGAAUUUCAAGAACCAUGAACUCCUGGGAUAUGAGAGUUAGUCCCACCAAGGUAGUUAAGAUUUUAACUUCAGUUCUUUUUACUUUCAUUUUGAAGGCCCAUCUUCAUGAUAUAUCAUAAAGAAAACUGGGAGAUAUUAAGUUCUUCAGGGAUUUUAGUUGCAUUGGUGGUUGAAUCUGUUAGAUGGGAAAGCUAGGUGUGGUAGGCAAGGAUGAGUCGAAUGUUCUCUGUAUUGAACAUAAUGUCUGUGAUCCCUUUAUCCAAGUUUUGUUGAAAGGUUGGGAUGUGGGGAAGAGGGUAAUGUAAGAUUUUCUGAGAACACUCUUGCACUAGAACCACUCUGUUCGAGCUUCGCUCUUUAGAGAUCUGGAUCAGGACACAGAAUAUAUGCAGAGCACCAGUACUCUUUUGCUGUUUAAUAAGCUAAAAUCCAUCCGCCAAAUAAGCUGGUAUUGCACCACUGCUUCAUGUCUUUAUAUUUCCUAUCUUUGGCAGUGGCCAGUGCCGGAUCU
Durio zibethinus is the source of this 1475-nucleotide messenger RNA. Its product is annotated as mitochondrial import receptor subunit TOM9-2-like. The record is from RefSeq and is a predicted model, not a curated record. Lineage: Eukaryota; Viridiplantae; Streptophyta; Magnoliopsida; Malvales; Malvaceae. Gene Ontology annotation, biological process: intracellular protein transport. Gene Ontology annotation, cellular component: mitochondrial outer membrane.